This is a messenger RNA of Corvus hawaiiensis (hawaiian crow), 4945 nucleotides long. Its product is annotated as interleukin-1 receptor type 1-like. Gene Ontology annotation, molecular function: interleukin-1, type I, activating receptor activity. Gene Ontology annotation, biological process: regulation of inflammatory response; signal transduction. Bases 575 to 2284 code for a protein of 569 amino acids. The record is from RefSeq and is a predicted model, not a curated record. NCBI's taxonomy places the organism in Eukaryota, Metazoa, Chordata, Aves, Passeriformes, Corvidae. The transcript is spliced from 13 exons.
GGGGUUGUUACUUUCAGCCGUGUUUUGCGGCCGUGUGUGUUUCUGCGGGGUAUGUUGGCACAGUCUCCCUAUCUCUGUGGCUGUUGGUUUCUCAGCUUUUGUGGCCCCAGAUAGCUUCCUUGGAAGUAAUUUUUUAUUUUGCGUUUGUGUCUGCUUCCUGUUGUGUAUCGGAUUGUACGAGCCCAGGUAUCAGGAGUUGAAAUGACAUAGAAAAGUAUUCAAAGCAUGGACUGUGAAAUGAACUCCUACUUGAUACUGAAAGAAGGUAAACUGAAACUUCAGAAAUGGUGACCUGCUCAUUGGCAAGUUACAGUAAAAGCACACACAAGGCAACUAAAUAAGGACUGUGGUGCGAGGGUUUCCUCAGAUAAACUGUCCAAAAGAACUAUCUUGGAGGCUGUUAUAUUAAAUUAUUGCACUAUGUAACCCUCCCUAAUGCAGCACUUCUGCAUAUGAAAUGCUUCAAAAGAAGGAACUGGUGUGGCUUAUUUGUGACUGAAGCGAAUUACAUUGGACAUAAAAGAGUAAUGCAGGGUGCAGAGGGCAGUGCAGCUUGAACAAUCUUACCACACCAAUGGAAAAAACUUCUGGUUUGCAGCAAAAUAUGACAUCUGUAUUUUUGCUCAUUGGUCAUCUCAUUGUACUGAUACCUCUCUUCAGUGCUGCAAAAGGGUGUGUUAUUUGUGAUUACUUUGUGCUUGUUGGAGAGCCUACAGCUAUUACUUGCCCAAUAAUUACAUUGCCAGUGCUUCACUCUGAUUACAAUCUGACAUGGUAUAAAAAUGGUAGUGCUACACCAGUGACCACAGAGAGAGAUGCCAGGAUCCACCAGCGAGAGGGCUUGCUUUGGUUUAUUCCUGCAAUGCUGGAAGAUUCUGGGCUUUAUGAAUGCAAUAUAAGGAGCCUUAACCACUCUAACAAAAGAACCAUAAAUUUAACAGUUUUUAAGAACGAUAAUGGUUUGUGUUUUAAUGGAAAAAUGAAGUUUGAACAAAAAGUGACAAGCAUGAAUACUGGGAAGAUUAUAUGUCCUGAUCUAGAACAAUUUAAAGAUGGAGACAAUAAUCAGCCUGAAGUACACUGGUAUAAGGAGUGUAAACCUGGAUUUCUUGAAGACAAGCGACUUCUUUUGGCAGAGGGUGAAAAUGCUGUCUUGAUUCGUAAUGUAACUGUGCAAGAUAGAGGAAACUACACAUGCCAUAUGUUAUACACAUAUAUGGGAAAACAAUAUAAUGUUUCAAGAACCAUAAGUCUAGAGGUUAAAGAAAAACCACUGCAGAUACAACCAGAGUUUAUUUAUCCAAGGAACAAUACAAUUGAAGUAGAACUUGGCUCUCACGUAGUCAUGGAAUGUAACAUAUCAAGUGGCAUAAAUGGCUUGAUUCCAUUCUGGCAAGUUAAUGAUGAGGAUGUUGAUAUCUUUGAUAAAACCUACAGGGAACAGUUUUAUGAAGAGGGGUUGCCUCAUGGACUUGCUGUAUCUGGAACAAAAUUUAACAUUUCAAAAGUGAAAGUAAAGGACUAUGCUCACAAAUUUUUCUGUCACUUCAUAUAUGGUUCUCAACAAUUUACAGCCUACAUCAAAUUGGAAUACCCAGCUCGAAACAUUCAGGGAUACUUAAUUGGAGGAGGAGUUUCCUUGGUAUUUUUAGUAUUUUUUACUCUCUUUAUCUACAAGAUCUUCAAAAUCGAUAUUGUGCUUUGGUAUCGGGACUCCUGCUAUCCUUUCCUGGGUAAAAAAGUUUCAGAUGAGAAGAUCUAUGAUGCUUAUGUUCUGUAUCCAAAGAACAGAGAAAGCUGCUUGUAUUCAUCAGAUAUUUUUGCUCUGAAGAUACUGCCAGAGGUCUUAGAAAGACAGUGUGGAUAUAACCUCUUCAUACUUGGGAGAGAUGAUUUACCAGGAGAAGCUGUGAUCAGCGUUGCUGAUGAAAAAAUCCGUCAAAGUAGGAGAGUGAUAAUUGUUUUAGUACCAGAGUCCUCCUGUUACAGCAUUCUGGAAGAUGUGUCUGAAAAGCAGCUAGCCAUGCAUAGUGCUCUUAUCCAAGAUGGCAUUAAAGUAAUUCUCAUUGAACUUGAAAAAAUACAAGAUUAUGCAACCAUGCCAGAAUCCAUCAGAUAUAUUAAGCAAAAGCACGGGGUUAUCCGAUGGAAAGGGGACUUCUCAGAAAGGUCCCACUCAGCAGGUACCAGAUUCUGGAAGAAAGUGCGUUACCAGAUGCCAUCCAGAAAAAGUGGCUCUUUAUCAGGAUUGCAUUUGUUACCAAAAGACUUGAAUUUGCCUUAAAUAACAAAAGAGAAAUGACACUUAAUGACUGAUUCAGUUCACAGAGCUGGUGAUGGAUUGACUGAAGGUCGCAUGUAUCUGUUUUGUGCAAUCUCAUCCAAAUUUACUGGAGUGAAGGUACUACAGCUUUAUCUACAGAGGUGAAUGUUUUUUACUUCUGGCUGGAUCAACAGAACACCUUGAAAUACCAUCAGUAGCACAUGUAGGAAGUACACAAGUACUUUCCCAAGAAUGAUUCUGUGAAAUUCUCUUGUAUUAAAAAUGGAAGAGCAAAAAACUGUCAAAAAAUCCAAAUCAAUGAAGAAAAUUUGAUUUUUUUCCCCCUGCAAUUAAAGUUUUAAUAUGAAGGAAAUUAUACUAAUUAUAAUUGUGAUAUUACAUGAUGCACGUGGUUGGUGCCAGUAAAUGUUUGUUUCUUUUUUUUUUUUUUUUUAAUGAAAUGACACAAACCUUUUCUUUGUUACAAGUUUUAUUUGCCUUGUUCAGUUUGUGGAAGGAUAAAUCCCCGUGUUACUGCAUCAGUGUGUUAUCGUCCAGGAGAAAAGGUAAGAGACAAUCCCAGCCCUCCUGAAGUGCUGUCAACCUGCUGUUGACAAAGCUUAAAUACUCUUCCCUGAUCUUUUUUACAUUUGAAAGAACAAUGCCAUUUUUAGUCAAUUGUCACAUGCAGACAUUGUAAAAAUACCUUUGUAAUCUGUAUGGAGUCAAAAAAUUCAUCUCCAGAGAACUUUUUCUUUCCAGUUAAAUGGCUUAAUAUAUUUAUUUACCCAAGUGGAACAAUUGGCUAAUGACACAGAGUUUGUCAUAGGGGGUACAGGAUGAUUGACUUCAUCUACCUUACCUUAAGGACCAUGUCAAGGGGUAGAGAGAGAGAGAGAGAGAUGCCCUGUGUUACCCCCUGCAGCUGCUUGCUUUUCUCCUUUCCCUCUGCUCUGAUAUGUAAGGAAUCUGAGAUGACUGUGUGCUGGAGGCUGCAGUCAAGGCUUUCCAAACAAAAGGGAAAGGAAGUUGUGUAAAACUAAGUUGUUAAAACUUAGUGUGUAUGUUGAACCCUUUCUCUCUCAUUUUGAAAUAUUUUUAAUAGUAUGUAUGCCCCAGCUGUUAACUCUAGAGUUACGUUUGACUUGUGUGUAGGCAGUGAAGUAGUUUGCCAUGAUCAAUUCUUUUUUUGGGGCAGGGAAUUGAUUUGAUUUAUUUAAAAAAUUAAUCAGGCCUCUUUAAUGCUAUAUUUAUAGCUAUUAAUUUUAGAGAAACAGGAGAUGAGAGCCAAAUUGCCCAUGUAAUUUCAGUCUGUCCUUGAAAGUUAUGCUUUUAGAUUGUGAGAUCUUGUUGGAUAGGGAAGCCUCAGGAAUUGACUGUUCCUGCCUUUAGCUGCUGCUUGCAACUCUGAAUUUCUGUGUGUCUAUCAGCUUCUUUCUUGCAGCACCUUUUUCUCUCCCCCCAUUCAAACUCCAAUCUAUGUUUUCUCUUGCAGCUCCUUUGAAACAAGCAACUUGCUUUUGUGUCAAACUCCAUCAAUUUCCAAGCUCUGCUUGAAGGCUGUUGCUGAUACAGUAUUAGGCAGAAAUUUUCCCUCUGGUAUCUCCACUUGUUUGUCUGAAAAAAAUAAUGUUCUGCAACCUUCGGAAUUCAUCUAUUAAUUUACACACUACAGUGUUGGCUUCUUUCAUGGCUCAAGCAAUUUUCUUAUGCCUCCAUCCUCAGCUAAAAAAAAGUGUUCUGGCUGAUAAGUGACAAAACCAGUGGAAAUAGGUUCUUCUCCCACCUAAAUUGCUUUGGUUUCCUCAGUGUGUGCUGGAAACUUGAAAUGGUGCUUUUGAGAGACAGUGCCUUCUGAGCUUUGUGAGUUGUGUGUAUGUUUGGCCAGAAUGGAAUAAGAAUCGCUUUGUUUCAAGAGAGGAAGGGGUAGAAGUGCAUUUGAAAUGUCAGUCUAAUUCAAACCCUCAUGGUACUGAAGUGUUUUAUUGAUGAAUGUCAUUUAUGUACAUGCUUAUGCAGAUGCUCAUAGUCUGUUCUCAUUCUGUGUUUUAGUCACAAGAGAAGUGUCAAGGGAGGAUCAGUCCUAGUCAUGAAGUGCCACAUUUAUUUAGCUGUUGCACACAGUCUGCCUUUAAAUAUGGUGUGUGUUCAAUGGCAGCCUAUAGUAGGGUAAAACAGCCUUGAGAUCCAUCUGAAGUUACUGAACACCAUCUGAACGAGUCUAAUUGUUAUGGUUCCCAUUGACAGAAGAUUUAAAUAGGACAGAAGCUGUAUGGUUUGGUCACAAAACUCUUCUGCAAGAAGAUCCCUGUAUCAAAUGUGAAGCCCAGACACUGGCAUUAUGUUAUCUGUACUCUGAGAUCUAGGGUGUAACACUGACUUUGUGCUUUCACCUUGACAGCUCACAGUAUGCAGGCCAGCCAACAGAGUUCCAGUGACCUCAAUCCUCCUAAUUACUUCUGCUGACUGGAAUAGAUUGAAAGGAAAACUGUUACUUGUUAUCCUUACCUUUAGGAAUGGAAAGUUAUUUUCUGAGCCAAAAUAGUGUUCUUUAAAAAAAUAUUUGUUCCUUUUGGUAUAUUUAUACAAAGGAUGCUAAAGUUUUCAUGUGUGUUUUGUAAAGGCACUUUGAGGAAGAGUCCAUUUUUAAAUUUAAUAAAGGCACUACGUAUUUUUUUCAUA